Messenger RNA from Aspergillus saccharolyticus JOP 1030-1, 810 nucleotides. RefSeq lists its product as uncharacterized. Bases 1 to 810 code for a protein of 269 amino acids. The transcript is spliced from 4 exons. The record is from RefSeq and is a predicted model, not a curated record. Lineage: Eukaryota; Fungi; Ascomycota; Eurotiomycetes; Eurotiales; Aspergillaceae.
AUGGAGGAUCCUCCCAGCAAUUCCAUCCCCAUCCCCCUGCAGAGUCCGCCGCCCCCGGCUCCAUCUGCGAAGCCGACAUCCUCUACCAAAGCGCCCCCGACAAUCGAGAAAUCCGACGACCUCCUCGACCCGGCGGAAACCGCGCAGUCCGGGCAAUACGUCCUGCUGGUGCGCAAAGCCAAGUGCUACAACGGAAAACGCAGCCUCACGAUCCACUCGAUCGUGAUCCAGAGCGACCGACUCCGCCACUUCCUCGCCCGGUUCCUGAGCGGCUACCCGGGGGUGACCCUGAGCCUGCAUCGGCUGGAAUUCCGCGCCCCGUUCGAGCCCUUCGUGCACCGGUGGGAGGCGUUCUGCGCCGCGCUCCAGAGCGAACCCGACGACGUGACCUACCGCCACGCGGACCUCCUGCACCGCAUCCUCGACGAGGAGCUGCAUGACACCAUCGCCCGCAAGAAGGACAUGGUGCAGAGCAAGGUGAUCACACACGAGCUGCUGUGGGCGCUUCUCGAGCCGGGCGUCGUGGUGGAUAGUCGUACUGUGGACGGACGUCCGCGCGCCUUUGAAGUCGAGGCCGGCGCGUAUUGCGACCACACCCGCGGGUUCGUAGUAGUAGUGGCGGUGCUGGCGUUCUUUGUCGACGGGGUGCGCGAAAUUGUCUGGGACGCGCAGGCGUUCGACUCCCUCGUCCUGCCGCACGAGUACCCGGACCUGAAGAAACUGGUUCUAAGGUUCGCGCGCGCCCAGUCUCGUAGCCGUAGCCGCAGCAGCAGCAGCAACCACCGGACCAAGAUGGCUUCGACGAUGUAA